This is a messenger RNA of Rotaria socialis, 1791 nucleotides long. The record is from the annotation of a GenBank genome assembly. NCBI's taxonomy places the organism in Eukaryota, Metazoa, Rotifera, Eurotatoria, Philodinida, Philodinidae.
AUGGCAACCAUAACUCAUCAUGAUGAAAGUCUUGUAGAAAGCAAGGAAAUUCUCUACCCGAAUGCGAACAUGAUUGAUAGUGAACCAUUUUACAAAAAUUUUACAGCGAUUCAAAAUAUGCUACAAAAUAAUCGUGACGAAGAAAAACAAUUAAACGAGUCUGUGGACUCAAUGAAUCAUGUCUAUCGAGCUAAUCGUGUUCAAAUCGAAGCUUCUUCAUCUAAUCAAUACUAUUUGAAUGGUCGAAUUGAUACAAGCCAUCAAGACUCAUCUCAAAUCACGGAUGAUACUGGGUGCAACUCUCAAUUAGCAAACCUGAAUUCUUCUCUGAAUAAUGAUAAUAACAGCAGUACUCGAACAAAUACAAUAUCAACACUCGAUGAAACUCAGGAAUCUUCCACGAAGACGCCCUAUUCCUAUAUAGAUAAGCAAUAUUUUUCGAGAUGGUACCAUGAAAAAUAUAAAUGUUCUGCAUCGCUGAAUCAAUUUAAACCGAUAAAAAACAAUGAUGAUGAAGACACAAAGAAAAGCCCAGAUGAGGAUCAAUCAAAUAUUAUUACUCAUGCUAGCGUCCCGAUCAAUUUUGCAUCGAAACAAACCAAUGACGACCAAUUUCGAAAUCAAAUAGGGCAAAUCUAUGGACUUGAUGAUAUUGACACAUUGAGUAUGACAUCAAGUCUACACUCAUCGAUGGAUGAAAUCAACUCUUCUUCCGAACAAAAUCGAUCACGGUCAGUAUUAAAAUCUAUUGAUAAUUUAAACUCGAAACAACACAUCACUAUUCGAGAACAUUAUCCCAGGAAAGAAAUGCCUUCACUUAUGGGCCAUCGGUCAUUAUCAACAGCAUCUAUACGAACAUCUGACGAUAAUGAAUAUGAAAUAUUGCUUCAAAAUCAUCCAGAAUUAAAUAAGGAUCCAAAUCCGCAAAUCAUUAAAAAACAAAAUUCAGAUCAAGUAACUUAUAAGCAAAAUAUUUCUAUUCGUUAUCUUGUUCCACCAACACCACCGCCAACUGGACCAUUGAUCAUUCGAGAGAUUGUUGCUCCACACCCUCGAACACCGCCACCUUUAGUGAUCGAACAACAAGAUCCAGAACCUCUGACACCACCUCCACAAAUUUUCCGAGAAGCUCCACCAACGCCGCCGCCUCAUCAAGAAACUCAAGUAAUAACUAAAGUUCUACCUCAAGAACGCCCAUCACCACAACGAGUUAUUAUCGAACGUAAUCAUCCGUUACCACCAAAACCUCAAUCAAUCAUUAUCGAAAAAUGGCUACCAUACAAACCAGCACCGCAACGAGAAGUUAUUUAUGAACGUGUAUUUGAAACUCCUAUGAUAUCACACUUUCAACCGACGCGAUCAAGUAGUAGCGAUCGGCAACGUUACCGUCCCGCAAAUUCUAAUCUGACAUCAUCAUCAUCAUCUCGUUUACCUGAUUCUGUUUGUAUCGACCGACAAAAUCGUUUUGAAGAAAUCGAACAACAUAAACCAUCAGCUUUCGAACAGCUUGCAUGGUUAACACAACAACAAAUAGAAGAAAUAGAACAACACACUAUGGAAUACAUACAAGCUCAUCAAAAAUGGUUAGCUAAUCAACAACAACCUGUGAAUCAGUGCAUGCAAAUGCCAAUGCAAUUCACAACACCAACUCUCGUUGUCAAUCAUCCGCCAAUUACACGAACAAUACCUGCAUAUCCGCAAAGACAAGAUAUUCCACAGCAACUACUCUAUCAACCAGUAUAUUUGUAUCCUUCGUAUAAAACAGAAUCCUAUUGUAAUUUAGAAUUCUAA